Molecule: messenger RNA, 3113 nt
Organism: Drosophila grimshawi
Lineage: Eukaryota; Metazoa; Arthropoda; Insecta; Diptera; Drosophilidae
Exons: 7
Coding region: 392-2707 (771 amino acids)
Biological process (GO): proteolysis
Molecular function (GO): serine-type endopeptidase activity
Source: RefSeq, a predicted model, not a curated record
UCGAGGAGACAGCGUUGCGAUCGGAUGUGUUUUUUAGUCGGUGCGUGUGUGUGUGAGUGUGAGUUGGUGUGAGUGUGAGUUGGUGUGAGUGUUUGUCGUCGUCGUAGUCUGAAGCUGCGAGUUGUCGGUCUAUAUAUGAAUAUUGAGAUUCAGUUCUUCCAAUGUAAAAAUAAAAUUUACGAAAACAUAUUUGAAAAGUGACUUUUCAAUGUGCUAAAAAGAACCUGAGCGAAAAGUGCGGAAAACUUUGCAACGUUUUAUUCGCGGAAAUUCAAAUCAAAUCAAAUAGUGUGUGCGCCUUUGGGCCACCCUGUAUUUGCCAGGCACUUCAACAGCUUUUUCGUUUUGGAAUCUUUUAUCGUAUCACUCGAAGAUAUAUCCGUAAACAAGAAUGCAUUUAAUUUGCGAAUUUUUGAAAUGGCUGGCACUCUUCCAUCUGCUGUCUCAAAGUCAGAGUGGCAGAGUUCAAGAGGCAAAGCGUCACAUACGCGCCGAGUUUCGCGAUGUUUUGGGCCCCCCCAGGUAUUAUGGCUCACACUGGCAUCAUGGUCAGCGAGUGCAUCGCGUCCAUAUGCCGCAUGCACGCCAGAGAUGGAGUGGCCGGCGGCGCUCGAUCCAUCAUCCGCAUCCCUUCAGCCGCUGGACACAGUGGACCACUUGCGAUGAGGAUUGCAUUAGGCGACGUGAGCGCUUCUGCAAAGCAAAGCGAAAAUGUGGACACACCAAGCACGUGGAGCAGCGAAAGUGUUCGCAUUGUCAUCCAGCCAUCAAGUGGCAUCAAGUUGAGAGCAAUUUCCACCACAGGAAUUCCCAACCCAUUCACAUUCCCAGUCAAAAUACGCCGUCGAUUGUCAUAAAUGCAGCAGCUGCUGCGGCAAGUGGGCCACCCUUGCAACCUGUGCAUGCACAGCCCCAACCACAACCUUCUCCGCUGCCGCAACCAACUGUAGUUUACCCACAUCUGCCUGUAGACUCUGUUGAGGUGGUGCACAGAAGACCGCCUACUUCACACUGGCCCCCCAUCGAAUCUGGUGCAGAUGAAGAAGAUGAGGACGAGCCUGCCUUCGGGCAUGAGGAAGGUGACUUCUUUGUGCUUAAGCGACACAGGCGGAGGCAAAGACCCAAGCACAUUUCGUGGCAUAGCUCGGGGUACAGCUCGGGGCACAGCUCGGGGCAUAGCUUGGGGCACAGCUCGGGACACAGCUCGGGGCACAGCUUGGGGCACAGCUCGGGACACAGCUUGGGGCACAGCUCGAGAUACAACUCGAGGCACAAUUCGAAGCACAACUCGAGGCAUCAAAAUGAGGAAAAGCACAAAUUUGAUUUCAUAGACGACGAUUUCGAGGACUACUUUGAGCGUAGAUCCUUCAGCCACCAGCAGCGCAGUCUGGGCAGCAAUGAAAACGUUGGUCUGGAUGGCGACAUAUUUCAGUAUGAGGAUUUCGACUUCGAGCCAGAUCUGAAUCAAUACGUCGACUCGGAAGAGUAUGCGGAUAAUCGUAAUAGCAGCUGGCUGCCCCCAAACAAGGAGCGCAAUACACCAGACGGACUGCAAUCGAGGCAUCGGCGUAUGUACUCCAAGUGGAGCCGUUGGAGCAAGUGCUCACCAAAGUGUACCACUAGGAGAUAUAAAAAAUGCCGCAUUCGUGAGCAGUGUGGGCGUGAGGUGCUCCGGGAGAUCGCGUACUGCUACACAGAGGGCAGUUUCUGUCAGCAGUGGCUGCAGACGCAGGUUCAGAAGAUGCCCGCCUAUGAUUCGAGGCCCAGGCCUGGGACGGCCACCAGACCUGUGCCCGGUACGGCUACUGCUAUGAGACGCAUGCAUACCGAGCCGGCUUCGGCAUCGCUGAGCAAGAACGAUGUGAACGUCAUCAUGAAUGGAAAGGGCUACCGUGGACCUGAGUAUACGCCACUCAAACUACAGUGUGGCCUGCUGCGUAAUAGACCCCGCAACAACAACAUGUACAACAUGCUCAAGAUAAUUGGGGGCAAGACGGCGCGGAAAGGUGCGUGGCCCUGGCAGGUGGCAAUCAUCAAUCGCUUCAAGGAGGUAUUUUGCGGCGGCACAUUGAUUGCUCCGUUCUGGGUCCUCACGGCAGCCCACUGUGUGAGAAAGGUGCUCUACGUUCGCUUCGGGGAGCACAAUCUGGACUAUGAGGAUGGCACCGAGGUGCAGCUGCGUGUCCUCAAGAGCUACAAGCAUCCCAAUUUCGAUAAGCGAACAGUUGACAGUGAUGUCGCCCUAUUGAGUCUGCCCAAGAAGGUGAAUUCAACCCGGUGGAUUGGGUACUCCUGCCUGCCGCGACCAUAUCAGCCACUCCCCGAAAACGUGCAUUGCACAGUUAUUGGCUGGGGCAAGAGACGAAACUCGGAUGUGGUCGGAACUAGUGUCCUUCACCAAGCAGACGUGCCCAUCAUACCCAUGGGCAACUGUAGCAAGGUCUACCGAGACUAUACCAUCACAAAGAACAUGUUCUGCGCUGGACACAGUCAAGGACGCAUCGAUACCUGUGCAGGGGAUUCGGGUGGUCCGUUGUUAUGUCGAGAUACCACUAAAGCUAAUCAUCCAUGGACUAUAUUCGGAAUUACUUCCUUUGGCGAUGGUUGUGGAAAACGCAAUAAAUUUGGCAUCUAUGUCAGGAUGCCCAACUACGUGGACUGGGUCUGGUCGGUGGUCAAUUGCAAUGGCAACUGCAAGCUGCACUAGAGGAUAGAUAUCCUAGAUAUACCUUGCCACCGAUACCUAUAGAUAAAUAGCUUAUUGGUUGCCCGAUUCGAAGUUAUCAUAGAUGUAGUUUAGCUUUUAGAUCGUUAUGUUUCAGAGGCUGUGAGAUACUUAUUUAGUUUUAAUCCCAAUUCCGGGAGAACUCAUCUUGUAGAUACGAACACUUACUAACAUAAGUACCGAUACAUGUACAUAUUAAUUAUGAUUUAUUUGUGUUUCACUUCUUUGGCUGAAUAUAAAUUAUUUAUUUCCUUAUUGCAAAAUGGCAUAUCUUGCUUGUAAGUUAAGCUUAUAUUCUAGGCGUAUUCUAGAUUGUGUCAACAGAAAUCAAUGCAAAUGUGUAUAUAACAGUUGGGAAAACUUGUUUUAAUAAAUGGAAAGCAAUAAA